This is a messenger RNA of Cololabis saira (Pacific saury), 1205 nucleotides long. RefSeq names its product PAK4-inhibitor inka2-like. Gene Ontology annotation, cellular component: nucleus. Bases 22 to 954 code for a protein of 310 amino acids. The record is from RefSeq and is a predicted model, not a curated record. Gene Ontology annotation, molecular function: protein serine/threonine kinase inhibitor activity; protein kinase binding. The transcript has 2 exons. NCBI's taxonomy places the organism in Eukaryota, Metazoa, Chordata, Actinopteri, Beloniformes, Belonidae.
GGGGACACUUUCUUACACAAAAUGUUGUGUUUAGGAGAUUCCACUGACUGCCUGAGGGAGCAUAUGCAGUCCAUGAUGAGGUCCUUGCAGGACUUGAAGGAGAUAAGCAGGCCGAGGCCACUGAGUGAGCCGUGCGUCCGGUCGUUCGCCGUCACCAGGCUCUGUAAGCAGCGGGCGCAGCAGGAGCGACUCACCCGUCUCCGUGUUUCUGACGCCAGCGAGGCCAGCACUUACGACUCUGCCUGCUGCCUGGCCGGCCCCCUGGAAGAAGAGCAGGAGCCGCAGGAGCACGAGCGGCUGGCACGAGGCUCCCCCAGCAGUGACAAGAGCGCGGACGUUGACUCAGGCUACUCUGAGGCUUCCUGGCAGGAUGAAGGUGUGGUGCUGAGAAGGACCAGAAACGUACGAGUCUCAUCUUCUGCUUGCGUCCGCACAAACAGAGGACCCUCCGGUCGCAUCCGACCCAAAUCAACCUCGGAUGCUUGCCUGGAGCGCUGGACUUCUUUUGAAGCCAGUGAUACGGAGGACUGGACGACAUCACUGCUGAGCCGCAGCAGGAACAGACAGCCCCUGGUUCUUGGGGACAACAGUUUUGCUGAUCUGAUAAAGAACUGGAUGGACCUACCAGACUGCCCCGAGGCAACAGACCAUAAGCCCAGUUCAGGCCGGUGGCUUGCAAAGGAAAUUUUUGGUAACAUGCGCCGGAGGCUGGCAGGGAUGUCUAAAGGUGUGGAGAACAGGCCGAGACCAACAGACUCCAAAAGGCUCAGCAGGGCUGCAGACGCCCCCCAACGCAUGUCCUGUCCUGUGGGACUCGAGGCUCUAAAGCCUUUCUUUCACCAGUCUCACACAGGACUGCAUCAGGUGGACAAUGACUUCCACCAGUUCACUGCUCUCAUGAAGACUGGCAGCCGACAGCCCAUCAUAUGCAACAAUAUAAUUGGAUAUAUUUGAGUGUGAUGACACCUACAGACUUUUUUUUUUUUAUUUUGACACAAAUAUUGACUAUUUUAUUGUAAAUGUUGAUCUUUCUGGGAUAAAAGUAAAUUUUUUUUGUACUAUAUUUAAUGUAAAUAUGCUCCGUCAUAGCCAAAGUGUGGCCAGUGCUGAGUGUUGUAAUAUUAUUGAAAAAAAAGAUUAAAUUGUUUUUGCCAUGUUUUGGUAUUGAACCUUAUUCAUUCCAAAGGGUUUAAUCAUUUUCCUAA